AUGACGAAGAAAGAAAAGAAACCCAAAGGUAAAAGAGCCAAAACAUUCGAUUUAUUGGAAAUAACUGAAUCCUUGGGGUAUCAAAUCCAUAGGAAAAAUGGUAGAAAUUCGUGGUCUAAAGAGGAAGAUGAAGAGUUACGAGUAUUAAUUAGUAAUGCAUUAAAAGAAUUGGGAUACCCUGCGGGCAUCGAAUCAGUAAAGACGAUCCAGGAAUCUGUUGAAGUGAGUAAGAGAGUUCCAUGGGAAGUACUGGCUCAGAAAUUUAAAAAUGAAUUACGAACAGCUAAGGAUUUGAAGAAAAGAUGGACAGGUUCAUUAGACCCUAAUUUGAAAAAAGGUAGAUGGACAAAAGAAGAAGAUGAACAAUUGAUACGAUCAUAUGAAAAGUUUGGAGCACAUUGGUUAAGUGUCUCUUUAGAGAUAGAUGGAAGAACAGAGGAUCAAUGUGCAAAAAGAUAUAUUGAAGUGUUAGGUCCUGGAAGUAAAGGAAGAUUAAGAGCUUGGAGUUUAGAGGAAGAUUUAGCACUUAUUAGUAAAGUGAAAGCUUAUGGUACCAAAUGGAGAAAGAUAUCAUCUGAGAUGGAAUUUAGACCCUCUUUAACUUGUAGAAAUAGAUGGAGAAAGAUCAUUACAAUGGUGGUUCGAGAUCAAGCUAAUGAAGAGAUUACAAAAGCAGUAAAAGAAAAUAAAAAUUUAGAUCUUUCUCAAAUCUCGAGAGAAACUAAUUCUGAUAAAAUGAAAGAUUUAAUUAAGUCUUCAAAUAAAAAUAAUCAUGGUUCAAAUGUUGGAAAUAGUAAAUUAUCAUCAUUAUCACCUAGUGAUGUUGAGAUUGAUAAUAAUAAUAAAUCAAUAUUGGAUCGAUUGGAUACCACGGCCUUACGUAAUGCUUCAAACUUAGACAAGCAUGACAUGUCAACAGGUAAGCAAUUACCUUCUUUAAAUGAAUUAACUCCGUCACCUGGGUUUUUAGAGAAUAUAAACCAGUCAUCAAAUAAUAAUCCAUCGAUGUUAAAUUCUCAUAAUACAAAGAUCCUAGAAGAUUCUUUAUCGCCAUUAGUGAGAGCCACGGGUCUAAUUUUAGAUUCAAAUAUCCCAAUAGAUAAAUAUCAUCAACGUCAACAAACUACACCGAUUCCAGAUAAUCAUUUAAAGAACGAUAUUAUGACGAAUAACGUACCUAAUAUUAAUCUCCCUAGUGGGACAAGUCCAAGUAUAUCCAAUCAAAGCCCUCAACCUGUCUUGUCGGUGCCAGCUGCACCUUCACAUACACAAACAGAAUGGAAAUUUACAUUAAAGGAUAGAAAGGGAUUGUCAAUAUCAAAUGGUCUAAUCAAUAACAGUGAGCUUAUUCGAGAAUUAAUUGACCAAGCUAGAAAAUAUUCUUUAAAGAUAUCCGUCCAUCAACAUAUCCAUAAUCAUUAUGGUGUAAGUGGACUGCGUAAUAAUUUAAAUGGAAAGAUGUCAGAUCAAAACGCAUCGACUACAAGUAGUUCAAAUUCCAAAGGUCUUUCGCCGGCUUCCAUUGCAGAACUUUAUCAAAAUCCAUACAUUGUAAAAAGCACUGCAUCAUUACCAACUGAUGUUAUGCAUCAACUUGCCAUUGACCAAGACCCUAAUUUUCAUAUUCGUGAACAAAUAAAACAAACCCAUUCAAAUUUGGAAAGACAACGUGGGGUUGAUGAUAUCAAUUUCUUAACUAAAGCACAGAGUCCAAAUUAUCCUUCUUUAGAAUUCGAUCCUUCACCAAAUGUAGCCAAUAAAAAUAUUGGUGAUCAUCUUUUCUAUCCACACAUCAAGACAGUAUCUAAUCCGGCCAUAUUAACUGCUGAAAGUGCAGGAAGUAAUUCUACAAUAAAUUCGCCACAUUUCUCUAAUAUAGGAGUUACAAAUAGAGUUAGUCCACAUUCAAUAAAAUCAGAUGGAUCAAGCAGUAUUGCACAUACUACACCAGGUAGUCAUGGGACUGUAAAAUCUCAAACUAGUGAUAUCCCUGAUGUUGGCCCAAGUAGAUUUUCUCAUUUCAAUUACUUACCACCUACGAUUAGACCUCAGUUAGGUUCCUCAGAGACAGGAAACUCCGAUCUGAAUAAGAUAUUGAAUCCAUCUCCGUUAUCUUCUAGUGCUGGAAGAAGGAAAAGGUCUUUUAGCAGUAAACAUAAGCAUUCGAAAUUGAGAAAGAAGAGCAAGACAGCACAAACAGAUUCUGAAAAAACUAUAUCAGAAGGGAAAAGGCAUUCAAUUUCUAGAAGAUUAAGUAGGACCAAACAGGAUUAUUCAUCUGAUGAUGGUGUCGAUUUCUGGGAGAAAUUGCGAUCUUUAGAUAGACAUGGUAUUAAUGCAGAAUCUUCUACUAAUAGUUCUGUAGCGGGUACAUCGCCAGAGGACCGUGGAGUUACUCCCAAUGAAGAACAAGUGCCACCGUCUGAAGAAGAAGAUAGUGACGAUCCAUUUUAUUACUUAAACCCAAGUUAA
Messenger RNA from Maudiozyma saulgeensis, 2472 nucleotides. NCBI's taxonomy places the organism in Eukaryota, Fungi, Ascomycota, Saccharomycetes, Saccharomycetales, Saccharomycetaceae. The record is from the annotation of a GenBank genome assembly.